AAAUGCCGGGUUGUUACUAUCGUCGUAAGUUCGGAAUAAACGUGUCAAAUUUACAAGUUUCAUUGUAAAUUACAAACAAUAACAAUUUAAAGUUUACUUAUUUGUUAUAACUACAUUUAUGUUAAGUUCUCGUCGAAGAUAGUUUAAAAAACGGAUAAAAUUUACAAAAAUAAUAAAAAAGACAAAAAAUACUACGUUUACAAAAAUUUAAACCAAAAAAAACUCUUCUAAUUAACUGACAAAUAAAUAUACAUACAAAAAGUUAUGUCUGUGAAAUAAAAGAAUAUAGGAUUGUUUAUAAAUGUUCAUAAACAUUUGUUUAGAGUUAUUACAACAUCAAGUGUAUAAACAACAGUUUAUAAUUGUUAAUGUUAAAAUAAGUGUAAUCAGAGAAAUCAGUAUUUAAUAAACAUAAAACACCUUCAUCAUCAACCCCUAUCAGUAUUUAAUAUUGACAUAAAAUAAUAACAUAACAGUUAUGUCUGAACGUUAUGGCAGCAAUGUUACAACAAAUUUAGUCGAAUUAACAGAUCGUAAUAAAGCAACAACAACCACUAAUGAUGGUAAUGGUACAACAACGACCGAUUUGGCGGCUGAGGAGAAUGCACCGCUGGAAGGUGCUGGCGCUGAGGAAAAAAUCGUACUUAAACGUAAACUAACACUUAUGAAUGGUGUCGCAAUAAUUGUGGGCACCAUUAUCGGUUCUGGCAUAUUUAUAGCACCAACUGGAGUUUUUCAAAAUACUGAAUCAGUUGGCAGUUCACUUUUAAUAUGGGCAGCUUGUGGUAUUCUAUCAACAAUUGGAGCAUUAUGUUAUGCUGAAUUGGGCACUAGUAUUACACGUUCUGGUGGAGAUUAUGCCUAUUUGUUGGUGGCAUUUGGUCCACUAGUUGGAUUUUUAAGAUUAUGGAUUGCACUGUUAAUCAUACGGCCAACUACACAGACAAUUGUUGCCUUAACAUUUGCACAGUAUGCGGCGAAACCAUUUUUCGAAGAUUGCAAUCCUCCAGAUAAUGCCGUUAAGUUAUUGGCUGCCGUUUGUUUAUGUUUCUUAACGGCCAUUAAUUGUUUGUCGGUAAAAUGGUCUAUGAAGGUGCAAGAUAUUUUCACUGCUGGAAAGCUUUUAGCUUUAGUUAUGAUCAUUUUAGCUGGUAUCUAUCAGAUGUGUUUGGGUCAUACCGAAAAUUUCGAAAAUAUCUGGGAGGGCAAGUAUGGCAUAGAAAAUAUUGGAUUUGCUUUCUAUUCGGGACUAUUUGCCUUUGGUGGUUGGAAUUAUUUGAAUUUUGUAACUGAAGAAUUACAAGAUCCUUACAAAAAUCUACCACGUGCUAUCUGGAUUGCCAUGCCUCUAGUGACGGGUAUUUAUGUACUCGUAAAUCUAGCCUAUUUUGUGGUGGUCUCCAAAACUGAAAUGUUAAGUUCCUUAGCGGUGGCGGUAACAUUUGGUAAUCGUAUGUUUGGUUCUCUGGCAUUUAUGGUACCGAUAUUUGUGGCAUUAAGUACAUUCGGAGGCGUCAAUGGUGUGUUAUUUACAUCGGCUCGUUUAUUUGCCACUGGUGCUCAAGAGGGACAUUUACCCAAAUUCUUUCAACUUUUUCAUGUUAAACAACAAACUCCCAUACCAUCAUUGAUAUUUUCGUGUCUGAUGUCUAUAUUGAUGUUAUUAUCGGCCGAUGUUUAUGCUUUAAUCAACUAUUUCAGUUCCAUUUUAUGGCUUUCGGUUGUGGCCAGUAUAGCGGGCAUGUUAUGGUUAAGAAAAACGAGGCCUGAUAUACCACGCCCUAUAAGAGUUCAUACCGCUUUACCGAUAAUUUUCAUAAUUUGCUGUAUAGUACUGGUGCUAAUGCCUAGUUUGACUCAACCCAUGAAUCUUUUGGUUGGUAUUGCUAUUACUUUAGCGGGAGUGCCUUUCUAUUAUUUGUGUAUUGCCUGGAAGGAUAAACCCAAAUAUUAUGGACGCAUAUCUUAUGCUAUAGUAAAUGUAUGUCGGGCUCUUUUUAACACCAGCAUAAUUGAAGCAAAUAAUGAUAUCAAAAAUUAAGGCAGGACUAAUAUCAACUAAAGAAAAGAAAUAUUAAAAGAAUAAUCCUCAAUGUCACUUGUGUAUAUGUGUGUUUGACCCCACUCCCUUCUCAUUGAAAAUUAUAACGGAAAUACUUUAAAAUUUAAUCGAAUAUUUGUAGCGUUUAUUGUGACAUUGACACUAGUAUUUUGUGUACAAAACUUAUAAACAUUAUUCGUAAGUGUCCCUCGCUUGACAUGAUAUUAUUUUGUAUGUGUUUUUGUACUUAAAUUUAAGUUUAAAAAAAGUAUUCCUUUGCCUUUGAAUCUAACGCUUUUGUAUUUAAAAUAGACCCCUAAUAUUACACAUCUUCGUUUAAGACACAUUAAGAUACUCUUUAGUACAAUUUCUUAUUUAAUUCCAAUUAAACUAUUUUAAUGUUAAAAAAUUAUUAAGAUUUCAAAUCGAAUGCUUGUAAAAUGAUGUUUAUAAUUUAUUAUUUAAUGCUUGCAUUUAAAACAACGAUCAUUUUAGGGAAACUUUGUCUAAAAAUAAUAAAAAGAAAAAAACAAAUAUUUAAAAUUAAUAAAAAUUA
Molecule: messenger RNA, 2597 nt
Organism: Lucilia cuprina (Australian sheep blowfly)
Lineage: Eukaryota; Metazoa; Arthropoda; Insecta; Diptera; Calliphoridae
Gene: JhI-21
Product: large neutral amino acids transporter small subunit 1
Exons: 8
Coding region: 479-2041 (520 amino acids)
Biological process (GO): amino acid transmembrane transport
Cellular component (GO): membrane
Molecular function (GO): L-amino acid transmembrane transporter activity
Source: RefSeq, a predicted model, not a curated record